Molecule: messenger RNA, 1591 nt
Organism: Sclerotinia trifoliorum
Lineage: Eukaryota; Fungi; Ascomycota; Leotiomycetes; Helotiales; Sclerotiniaceae
Source: the annotation of a GenBank genome assembly
GCCAUGCUGUUGUGUCAAGAUUCAAGAUCCAAGAAUGAUUGACAACAUUUUCUUGUUACAAAGCAAGUUCGUUCAAAUGUAUAUUUACUUGUAAAUGUAUCAUUCAACUUGAGCUUUCAUAUUUAUCAGUGUCUUCAUUUGAUUUCUUUCCGUAUCACACUCAUUUAGUUCCCGCCAGAGACUUUGUUCUCCACGAGCAAUAAACGCCCACAAAGCAAAGUCUACUUCACUAUCCGAAUGUAAAGAAAAUAUGAGCGGGCUUAGAACGAGUAUCUGGGCCCCAGGAAACUAUCGCCCUCCGAGUUCCACUGGCUCUAGCUACAAUACUUUGCGGGAGAAUGUACCGGUAUCUACUCACUCCCAUCAGUCGCGAGAGACGAGUAAGAAUCGAGCAACAGAAACUCCCCGCAAAAUGAUCGUAGACAGAGGACUGCCGCAGAAUGAGCUACGGAAGAGUUCUGGUGGGCUGAGUACCAGUCAAUGGGCACCGUGUAAUUACCCUGGCAGAUCGAAAGCAGCAAACCGUGCGGAGGUUUGGACUAUGGUAUGCAUUCACAUAUUUUGCUUAAAUAACAUGCUAAUCUUAUGAUACUCUAUAGAUUACGCCAAUCUUACAACCUUCGCCGAUGCGCCACGCGUAUAAUGCCUCGAGUCCUGCACACUCCUCCCAAGACCUUGGCCUGCCUUACGAAGUACAACAUUACAUUCUUGGUAUGAUGCAGCGGAUCAUGGAGGAGGGAUGUUAUACCUUUGCAUCGCGAUGGAUCCCCGACCUACUACAUAGGAACAAUUGGACAUGCUCGGAAGCUGUUGAAUUGUCCACGUGGAGAACUUUCCUUCCACAAAACAUCCCAGCAGAAGCUCUUGCCUCACACAGUAAACCUCUCCAUAGAUGUCUGGCUGAUGCUGUUCGAAUAAGAAACUCUGCUACUCAUCGCCAUAUAUGUUCCAGUCGCGAACUACAACGUAUGACACAACAAGCCGAAGACCUCAUGAGUCUGUUUUCGGAUCAAACGAGGCAAUUGAAGUUCCAAAGACUGUGGACUGAGCUUAACGAUUGGGAAAAGUUUAGUGCAAUGGAUAUGCAAGCCGCCAGACACAAAAUGGAGUUGGCACUUCAAGAAAUUGGCGAACGACCCAUGGACGAUAUGGAUUGGACCACAAACGAAAUUUCUUUGCAACAAAUUCCCGCAAAGGAAGUAGAGCUAGGAGGUGCCGAUGAUUACGAUGUUUAUGACGAAAUGGAGAUAGACUAGGAAUGCAUUUCAAAGGAGUUACGAUUAUAGGGAACUGGAGUUAGAUUUAUCGUAGGCUGCGAAACUGGCAAGAGUGUGGCUUUAGGAGUACUUAAAAUGGGUGGUAGGAUUGCGAAUACCCAUUCUGUUGCUUUUUGGAAUAUCACAAGCGCAUUUCCUCAAAGAGAUUGAGUUCAUAGAUCAGACCUUCUAAAGAAUUUUACAGGCAAAAAAACAAAAUCAAAUCAAGUUGCUACACAGCUCAGCACCACAGACAACUUUUGCAACAUCAUAUGUACGAAUAUAUGUUCAAGGCUUCGGGAAGCCCAAAAUAAUACGAGUUAUAUUUUAAAGAG